This is a messenger RNA of Torulaspora globosa, 960 nucleotides long. RefSeq names its product putative dimethyladenosine transferase (gene DIM1). The transcript has a single exon. The record is from RefSeq and is a predicted model, not a curated record. Bases 1 to 960 code for a protein of 319 amino acids. Gene Ontology annotation, cellular component: mitochondrial matrix. Gene Ontology annotation, molecular function: rRNA (adenine-N6,N6-)-dimethyltransferase activity. NCBI's taxonomy places the organism in Eukaryota, Fungi, Ascomycota, Saccharomycetes, Saccharomycetales, Saccharomycetaceae. Gene Ontology annotation, biological process: rRNA methylation.
AUGGGCAAAGCAGCAAAGAAGAAGUACUCGGGUGCUCCAGCUUCAUCGAAGCAAGUUGAUGCCGAGAAACAUUUGAGCUCGGUGUUUAAGUUUAACACCGAUUUGGGCCAACAUAUCCUGAAAAAUCCAUUGAUUGCACAAGGUAUUGUUGACAAGGCUCAAAUAAGACCCUCAGAUACGGUUUUGGAAGUUGGUCCCGGUACUGGUAACUUGACCGUACGAAUUCUCGAGCAAGCGAAAAAUGUUGUCGCUGUGGAGAUGGACCCGAGAAUGGCAGCAGAGUUGACCAAGAGAGUUCGAGGAACAGCUGCUGAGAAGAAGUUGGAGAUUCUUCUCGGUGAUUUCAUGAAGACGGAACUGCCCUACUUUGAUAUUUGCAUAAGUAACACGCCGUAUCAAAUUUCAUCGCCGUUGGUCUUCAAGCUCAUCAAUCAACCAAGACCGCCACGGGUGUCGAUCCUAAUGUUCCAAAGAGAAUUUGCCUUGCGGUUGAUUGCCAGGCCCGGAGACUCACUUUACUGUAGACUAUCGGCCAACGUCCAGAUGUGGGCUAACGUUACUCACAUAAUGAAGGUGGGCAAGAACAAUUUCAGGCCUCCGCCACAGGUGGAAUCUAGUGUUGUGAGACUAGAGAUCAAAAAUCCCAGACCACAAGUUGAUUACAACGAAUGGGAUGGUCUGCUGAGGAUCGUUUUUGUCAGAAAGAACCGUACCAUCUCAGCUGGGUUCAAGUCAUCCACCAUUCUGGAAAUUUUAGAGAAAAAUUACAAGACCUAUCUAGCAAUGAACAAUGAGAUGGUCGAUGACUCCAAGGGCUCGAUGUUAGAAGUGGUCAAGCAAAAGAUCGAGACUGUGUUGAGGGAAACAGGACUUGGAGAAAAGAGAGCCGGUAAAUGCGAUCAGAACGACUUCUUGAAAUUGCUCUAUGCCUUCCACCAAGCCGGUAUCCAUUUUUCAUGA